Messenger RNA from Drosophila takahashii, 1589 nucleotides. RefSeq lists its product as uncharacterized. Lineage: Eukaryota; Metazoa; Arthropoda; Insecta; Diptera; Drosophilidae. The record is from RefSeq and is a predicted model, not a curated record.
GCGUAACGAUAGCAGCGAAUUCCGACAGCUGCAAUCGUGGCUAAAACCCAACCAAAAACAACAAUACCGAACUCAAGAAAAUAACAUUCCGGAAAAGCGACGAAAUUCUCACCGCAAAUUGCCGGUAAAGAGUGCGAAUAAACAAAUAGGAUAUAAAAUUGUUUGUGUGCGGGGAAAAAACUGGAAGAAUUGCGAGCAAACAGAAAGUGUUUCCCUAGUGCUAAGUGUGAAACUCAAACAAACUUUAUAAUUGGUGAAUUAAUAAAUUAAAGCUCAACAAAUGAGGCGGACUAUUUUUUAAUGGAAGCCCCCGGAACGAGAAUAAUAACCAACCGUAGGGAACCAGCCUCAUCAGCGACAUGAUCCCUGCAAUGUCCGCGUAAUGAAAACGAAACUUAAAAAGUUUUUGUGCCGUCGCUGAGCGGAAAAACAGCCCAGGAAAAGUCAAAAAUAAUACAAAUAGGGAACAGAAAAUGAAGUCUGUCAUUUUGUAUCCAUAUGGACCGCUAACCGGCGGCACACGUUGCUGUCGCAUGUUGCAUGCCAAAAAUUUGGCCAUAACAAGUGCAAUUUACACAAUUAAUAUAUCGCUUUUAAUCGUACUGAUAUACUCGUGGCGCAUAAAUGUCAAUAUGCACAAGUCGGCCGAUCUGCAGGACGUUUACUACGGUGUGCAAAUAGCAUAUUUUGCCAUAAUCGGCACACAAAUGUCCAUGAUAUUGCUGAGCAUUGUGUUAAUAUUUGGAAUAUGCCGGGAGAACCCCGGACUAAUUGUACCCUGGAUAAUUGGCUAUAUAACAUUUAUGGCCCUGGAAGCUGUCGCCAUGGUCUACUCCAAUGUGCUGCGCGAUCAUGUAAAUAAGCAAUUUGAUGCCAUGUGCAAGGCCGAGGUGGCCUUCUUUAUAGCUCGAGCCCUGAUUAACGUGCUGGCCAUGUGGGGAGUGCUGCGCUUCUACAAUUUGGUUCGCUCUGGAAUUACAUGGCGAGGACCAGAGGCGAAGACCGCAAUUUUUGCGCCGAUGUACAAGAGUGUUAGUACGAACAAGCCGCACACAUACACGUACAGCAAGCGGUCAAGGCGUCGCCAUAGCAUUGAUGCGCCUUCCGGCGGAUGCUGCGCCAUCUUCGAUUUUGAUUUUGAAUACGACGACGAUAACGAUGACGACGAUGACGAGGCCUAUGGCGAUGGCCUGGACACGGAGGAUGAGGUGGGCUAUGAUUACGACGACUAUUACGAUUACUACGAUGACGACGAGCUGGCGGAGCAGCAGCAGUUGGGACUGCAGCAGGACGACGCGGACUGCAGCAUGUUGGGCGCCAGUAAGGCCAGUAGAUCGCGGUCCAAGCCACGGUCCGCUGUGGUUAAGGUCAAGGGUCAGCGGAGUGGAGGUCGCCGCACCAACAACAACAUCCGCAGCGUACUGAUCAACAAGCGGCACAACAAGUACAAAAUUGCCCGACCCCAAACGCAACUGGAGGUCAUCAACGAAUCGGAGAAGAGCGCGGGGAGCGGCAGCGAUGAGAACGAUUCGCUUUUGGUGGCCUAUGACAGCAGUUCGUCGAUGGCGUCGGUUUGACAUUGGCCGCCA